UCUCUCUCUCUCUCUCUCUCUCUCCACGCAUAUCUUUUGGCAAAGUAGGGUUUCCACUGGGUGGCUUUUAUACAGGCGAUCGAAUAGCAAUAAGCCAUGGCUUCACCAGAGAGGGAUUGAGAGAGAGAGAGGAGAGAAGAGUGUGUUUUAGCUCAGGGCAACUCUGCAGGAACCGCACCCUAUUCCUCCAUAUAUGCCAUCCUUUUGUUCUUGAAUCUCGAUUCAGUUCUACAGCAGGAGAGAUAGAAAAUUAGAGAGAGAAAGAGAAAAGAAUGUUCCCGUCCAAGAAGCCAACUAUGAAUUCACAUGAGAGGCCUAUGUGUGUCCAAGGCGACUCCGGCCUUGUCCUCACCACCGAUCCCAAGCCCCGCCUUCGGUGGACCGUCGAGCUCCAUGAUCGCUUUGUCGAUGCCGUCACCCAGCUCGGAGGACCCGACAAGGCCACACCAAAGACCAUCAUGAGAGUCAUGGGUGUUAAGGGUCUCACUCUCUACCACCUUAAGAGCCAUCUUCAGAAAUUCCGGCUCGGAAAGCAACCACACAAAGAAUUCAACGAUCAGUCUGCUAAGAACGCUGCCCUAGAACUACAAAGGAACUCGGCCUCUUCAUCGGCGAUAAUGGGUCGCAACAUGAACGACAGGAACAUGCACAUGAAUGAUGCAUUCCGCAUGCAGAUGGAAGUCCACAGAAGGCUGCACGAGCAAUUAGAGGUGCAGAAACACCUUCAGAUGCGGAUCGAGGCGCACGGGAAGUACAUGCAGAACAUAUUGGAGAGAGCGUACCAGACGCUCGCGGCCGAGAGCAUGGUUUCGGGUGGCUACAAAGGUCAAGCAAGUCGAGGAGUUCCCGACAUGGGUGCCGUGAAAGAAAUGGGUUCUCCAGUGAGCUACCCCUCUCUCCAGGACCUCCACAUAUACGGUGGGGAUCAGCUGGAGAUGCAGCACCAAAUGGAGAGGCCCCUCGACGGGUUGUUCCCCACCGACGACAGCAUUAUGAGCAAGAAGAGGUCUAAUCCGUACCAUUCCAACGGGAAGGGUCCAUUGAUUUGGGCUGACGACCUUCGCCUACAAGAACUGGGAUCGACUGCGGCAUGCAUCGUAUCACAGGAAGAACCACCACCAUCCAAGAGCGAGCAGCUUCAGAUAGCGUCGUCAGUGAUCGACACCGGCAUCGAUGCGGAUUCCAUAGCAAAUGUUUACGAGGCCAAGCCUAUUCUCUCGAUGGACAGCUCUAGGGAGAAGAAGUACGAUGGAAGAACUUCCAAGCUCGACAGGCCGUCUCCGAGAAGAGAUCCUCUUCCCAUGGAGAUGAUGAAUCCCAUGAUCACGGGCGGUGCAAUGCCCCAAGCAAGGAACUUGUCAUAUGGAUUUUGUUAAGAUGAUAGAUACAUCGGUAUUAUGCCAGUCGGAUAGAUCGAAGCAUUGCCCCACUUCAUGUUAUGAUGAGGAAGAGUACGUGAGUGUCUCUUUACCCAUGGACAGCCACAACUGGGAGCAUUCUCGGAGGAGGACUUGUGGCUCGGAGACCCCUCUAAAAAGCAGCAAAAGAGAUACAAGCGGCUCACUGGAUCUAACACAAUUUCCAACCCUCUUCUUGUUGGCUCGUUCUUUUGAUUCUCCUGAGAGUCAGUGCAUGACCCUUUCCUACCAUCGUUACAAGCAAAUAACCUGCGGAGGUUGAUAUCGAUGCCAACGACGACAGCACAUAAAUCCACAGACAUGGACGGGGCUUCCUUUUUCGAGCUGAGGCAGACAAAUAGCAUCAUCGCCUCUUAUUCCUUUCUCUUUCUUUUUCCCAUUCCAUUAGAAGAACACCGACUGCCAACUACUGUUCCACCUCAUGACGAUCUAGUGCAUGUAAGAGCAUAUAAAAAUGGUUUCUAGUA
This is a messenger RNA of Musa acuminata subsp. malaccensis (wild Malaysian banana), 1885 nucleotides long. RefSeq names its product myb family transcription factor IPN2. The record is from RefSeq and is a predicted model, not a curated record. Gene Ontology annotation, molecular function: DNA binding; DNA-binding transcription factor activity. Lineage: Eukaryota; Viridiplantae; Streptophyta; Magnoliopsida; Zingiberales; Musaceae.